Messenger RNA from Arabidopsis thaliana (thale cress), 1387 nucleotides. RefSeq names its product cotton fiber protein. Bases 339 to 968 code for a protein of 209 amino acids. Lineage: Eukaryota; Viridiplantae; Streptophyta; Magnoliopsida; Brassicales; Brassicaceae. The transcript has a single exon. The record is from RefSeq and is marked reviewed.
CAAAGAUGUGAAAAUUGUAGUUGAAAUAAAGAGAGUACAGACUACAGAGAAGCAAUGAUCAGUGUCAGUUACUUGAAUCUAAAGUCACUUCUUCUUUCUUUCUUUCAAAUCUGAGAUUUUCCUAGUAUUCGUUAAACACGUCAGAUCAAGUGGGCUCACACACACCACCCCGACCACAAUUAAACUCUCCAAAGUAGAGUGGCAAUGGCAUCCCUUUAAAUAGUCCAAAAGUAUAAGGAUAUUUCAGUCAAACCCUUCUUCAUAAUAUUUGAUGUUCAACUAGAAAUAAGCCUUUCCCAACCAAAGAUUUAAUUUGUAACAAGAGAAAGAGAGAGAGAAUGGCAAUGCCACUCAAAUCAACAUCUUCUUCUAUGUCUUCUUCUCAAUGUUCAUCUUCUUCUUCACCAACCUCAAGCUCCAUGAAACUCAAAUCCCUAAUACAAACUCUCAUCAUUUCUCAAGUUUGUCGGCUACUCCGAGAAAUAUCUAGAGUUUCAUCCAUUCUUGUUAGAGUCUUGAGAAAGAAGCAAUACAAUUUCUUGUCAGUGUCUUCUUUACUCUAUCCAAAGAGAGUCUCAAAGAAACAAAAGAAUAAUAUAUUAUUCGGCUCCUUCAGACUUCACUACAACUUUUGCUCCUCUCACGUAGUGCCUGUCUCUGCGCCAGUGCGUCUCCCGGAAGAGCUCUACUUAGCUCAUCUCGUACACGAAUCGACUUGGGAGUCAAUGUACUCCACUGAAUCCAUGGAUGGUCGCGAUGAUGAUGAUCAAGAACCAUCUCAGCUCUCUAGCUAUCUAAGACAGCUAGAGGAUAAAGUUAAAGACGGCCAAGAAGAGGAGACAGAGACGAUGAUGAAUGAGAUUGAUAAAUUGGCUGAUAGGUUUAUAGCAAAUUGCCAUGAGAAGUUCAUGUUGGAGAAAGUUGAUUCAUAUAGGAGAUCCCAAGGAACCCUGAAUAGAAGCGGUUGAUAACGAUGAUGAUGGGGCCUAAUUUGUAUCUUUCAUUUCUUUUUAUGUGAUUUCACUUUUUCCUUCUUUUCUUCUUUUGAAACUCCUCACAUGCAUAGUUUGAAUUAUCUGAAAAUGUGUAUUGGAAGCAUAGGGAUAUAUGGAUUGUGUGGUGUUUGUUGUGUUACAGUCUAAUGAUGAUGAUAUUGAUGGUGGUGGUUUAUAAACUAGAAUAGACGACAGUCCAAAAAGGAGAAGAGAGGAUACAAAUGGAAUGGAUUUUUGUAACUUUGGCUUUUGUGGUUUAUGACGUUCUUUUGCUACUAUCUUCUGAUAUUGUUGUUUUCUUUUGGUUGUAUACAACGGGACCAAUUUCGAUUUUCAGUUUACUUAUCUGACUUUUCUAAGAUCCAUCAGAAAUAAAAUAUUUCCUUAAAUAA